Molecule: messenger RNA, 3768 nt
Organism: Gaeumannomyces tritici R3-111a-1
Lineage: Eukaryota; Fungi; Ascomycota; Sordariomycetes; Magnaporthales; Magnaporthaceae
Exons: 1
Coding region: 1097-3589 (830 amino acids)
Source: RefSeq, a predicted model, not a curated record
AAACGGCCACUCUGGGCCCACAAGCCUGCGGGCUGCAGCGGCCCAGGGUGCCAGGCAAGCGGGGCAGGUGGCCUGCUCCACAUUUGGACUGUACUUCGAUUCAUAAGCAGGCGAGGUACCUUUUGGCUUGAAGCCUGUAGGCGUUUGCUUCUGGCUGCUAGGCGUGCUGCACUCAUCUCGAAUUGGCCGCCCAUUUGAUGCAUCUUCCUCAACAUGGAGCACCCUGGGAUUGAUUGAGGCCUAGAACAACAUCAAUAGCUCGCGUACCACCACACCGCCCAGCCCGAUGAGAUUUGCCACCAGGUUCAGCGCUAGUUCAACGGGCUCACUACUGCCUCUCCCCUUUCCACCUUUCCACCUGCGGUCUGGUCAACGCCGCUGCCACCGCCAGCGCGCGCGACCACGCGGGGGCACGCGAGAAGUGACGACACCUCACAGUUGUGUGGUCUAGAUAGAUGUCCACGCCCGCCUCCGACACCCCCCACUUCUAGUCACCGUCGGCGUGGGAUUGCUCUGCUGAUGGGAAAAGCAAACACUGCAAAGUAAACGAGGUCGACACAGCCGGGUACUGCACAUGUGCUCGUGCCAGCCGGCUGCUGUGACUGCUCACAUUCUCCCAGACCAGCUUCACGCCCGGCACUCUGCCAACCCAGGCCGCUGGCUGUUGUCACUGGCCGGCUUUUGCACUACCCGCCAAUCUUCUGCGUCCGUGUCUUUGGUUCAUGCUACCUUCAACCCGGCAAGCCACCCACACCAGAGCUGCAAGCGCAGCCAGGCCUGCAACCCCUCCUCCCAACAUGCCAGUAUCACAUUGGACACCACACCAAUCCGUCAUGCAGCACGAAAAGCAAGGUGCUCAGCACCCCGGCCGGUCUGCUGGCCCCAGCUACCGCUAUUCGUUUGCAACGAGAGGGAAGGGCAGCCUUCCCAGCCGCAGUAUCUGAAGGAGAUUGCCCUGAAAAGCAAGAUCUGCGGUGCUGCGGAGCACCACUACAAAAUGCUCGACUGUCCAGGCUGAGAGACGUACGAGAAAGCUUCCGUCAUUCUCUCAGUCCUCUGCUCACUGCCCCUGGCCAUUGCAACCAGGUCACCCGCCAUGGAUCUACGCGAGCUUGUCGUUGACUACCACAGCCACGCCAAUGCCGUGCUAACAUGGCUGAUCGGGGCGUCCAACCGCAUCAUCCUCCGCGACAGUAGGGCCGUCGCUGCAUCUGGCCUCUCUCUUUCGUACAAUCCCACCGACAGCCUCGACCGGCCCCGCGACCUGUCCGAGAUGGCAAUUCUGGUCGCCCGGAACCCGCACCUGAUCGGCUCCAUCCCCGAUUCCGUUCUGUACCACAUGUACUGCGAAAUAGAUGUCAGGAGGCAGGUCGCCAGGCUCAUGGCCGAAGACGCCGACGAGGGCCACUUCUUCUACAUCACAUGUCUUGAAGCGGCCUUUACCAUCCUCGGCGGCGACAAAUUGCUCGACAACAGGCAGCGUAUGAAACUAGCCUUUGAGCCAAGGACAGCCCGCGACAAGACGACAACACGCCCGCAGAACCCCUUUGCCUCGUUGGAUGUUGAGCCAUGUGCCGAGCAGGCCCCAGCAGCAGCCAAAUCGACCCUUCGGGGUCAAAGGGCGAAGCUGAAGCGCGCGCCCGCGCCCGCGCCCGCGCAACGAGCCGCCCUCGCCCUCGCCACCUCCUCGACACCCCUGGAGGUCCUCAACGCUCUGGUGGACAAGCAGUCGCUCCGCACCCGCGAAGCCGCUCUCAAAUUUGUGCGCAAAUCGGUUGCCCUCCACGACGUCAUCCAGUUGGUUUGGCAGAGGGUGGCGUGUUGCCAAUUCCCCAGCCAUGCCGCAGGCGCGCUCCUCCACGUCGCCACCACAAUAAUCCGGAACAACGAGUUGAUCGAUCACAGCGACGAGUUCCUCGGUCAAAUGUCAUUUCUCGGCAUGGUCCGCAUCGCCACAGGCAGAAGACUCACGGACAGCACAGAAGCGCCCGAUGAUUUCGAGGAGCUCUCGGGGACCAUUGGCGCGCCCACGGAUUCCGGGCCACUGGUCGGCAUAUAUGAGCAGCUCCAACUGCACACGUACUGGAGCCUCGUCGAAUUUGCCAGGAACUAUCGAGAGAACAAGACGGGAAAGCCCACCAAGCGGAUGGCUGCCCAGCUCAGGGCCUGGGAUCCGGGCAUGGACCUGGAGAAGGCCACGCCCGAGGCGAGGCUCUCAUGGCGCCGGCUUUACACAAUCAAGCUCCUCUACCAACUUCUCGAUCUGUUCUCGUCCUUCUCGGUCCGGGACCAGCAUUCCUUCGGCCUCUCUCGCCUGGCAACCCAGGUCGCGCAGCUUGUCCGACAAAAGCGCGAUGCUGACGUGCCCAAAUGCAUCAAGCCAAGCCUGGUCUUCCAGCUCCAGUGUGUGGUGGACUCGUGGACGGUGCGCCGCGGCUGGUUCAUCGACCCGGUAUCGGGCCACAGGUUCGGGAAAGCGGCCGAGGAGCUGGACUGCGGGCGUGUCAUCGUCAAGGCGCUUGAUCACAGCGUGUCCGGGGAACCACGUGGACCGCUUGAAUCGCUUGCUGAACUCUCCCAGACGCUCGAGGUCACUGGCCGUGGUUGCAGCAACAGCAACAUCCUGCGCGGCAGGCUGGAUGGGCUUGUUGGCCGUUUGGGGCCGCUCCUGGGCGGCCCACCUCGCCCGGGCGAUGCAACACUCUGGAAUCUGUCUCCAGCGCUUGGCGGUACGGCCUUGAUGGAGGCCGUCCAGCUCCUCCGCCAGGCCGCUUUCCGCAUCUGCGACACUCUCGGAACGCCGACAGCUCUCCUGUCGCUCCACGCCCAUCUCCUCGAUGCUGGAUUUCUCAAAGAGCCUGUGCCGUACUAUGUCGACUUGGCCAAGAUCUUUGAUGACAGACCCAAGUUGCCUGAAGAGUGGAAACUCGGUCUACGAAAGCUCGUACGUCUGGAUAGUGCCAGGGAUCUUCUCGAUUACCAAUAUCUCGUCUUGGCGGACUUUGCCCGCCAACAGGGGCAGCAGCCAGAUACAGGCUGUGAUGAAGCUGAAGCCGAUACAGCGCCGGCAGAUGCGUAUGGCUCCUAUCUGACCAGCCUCCGACGCUCCGGCUGGGACCCUGACAGGGCCGUCUUCGAGUUCGAGGAGAACAGCGGCGGGCCGCAGCUUGAUUGGCUACAUACAUGCGUCAGCGACCUGGAUGGCGGCGCCGUCAUUGGUCAGCUCAAGACGGCGUCGGGGAGAGUUAUGCAGGAUAUUCCCCCGUCGACGCCAGAUGCCGGGCCACGGUCGGGUUUCGACGUUGCCCGGGUCGCCGCCCACGCCGAGGAGCUGUGGGCAGGGAUCCAGGCGGCGAUGUCACGGGGAGACAAGUUGGUGUACGAUUAUAUUUUCCGGGGUCCCGGGCUUGCCGACUGUAGUAAUCUCACCAAACGGACGCUUCUGAUCCUCGGCCUGUCAACCAUGGACAAGAAUGAGGUCGACUUUUGUUUGGGUAUCAUUGCCCAGGAGUUUGAGAAGCAGCGGGGGCUUAGUCUGACGACACCGGCACGGGUGUUUGGCGGUGGAGCGGCUAGUGUCUUGGGAUAGUGAUAGGAUAUGUAUUUGUUUCCUUCAAGUAUACGAUAGUUUUCGCAUUUCUAGUCGUUUUGCCUGGGUACACAGCUCAACCCUUUGGCUAAAUGAUAGUUAUAAACAAAAACAUGACUGGAUAAAAACACUUCAUCUUGCAAGCGCUUGGUAUCUAAAGUAAUAACAAGAAAAAUGGG